GAGGAAGCGAAAGAUCGUGGCUCCAGCCCGAGGAGCCACGGAAGAUGCUCACGCUGUCCCCAGUGGGCUCUGCAUUACCUCCCGAGAAGAGGCGGUGGAAACCAUCUCAGCACCGGGGCCAUGCCGGUUUCUGCAGCACCUGGGGGAAUUGGCUGAGUCCCAGAGAACGUCAGCGUGGCUACAGGGGGAGCAGAGCUGGAGGAAAGCAGGGUAGGAUGAACCGCGACGCGCUGCCGGGGAGCAGAUGAGCCGUAAGUUGAGGGUGGCCCCACACAGGCCCAUCAACAGAGACCGUCGGGCCGAGGCAAGUUCCUCCCACAGCUGCCAGCCAGCACUGUCUUUGCCCACCAUUAAGCAGUGGCCGGCACCAUGGAUGAGGCAACAGAGCUGGAGCUGGGGGGAAACUCCCUCCUGAAGGCAGUGUGGCUGGGCCGGCUCCGGCUGACCCGGCUGCUGCUGGAAGGGGGGGCUUACAUCAACGAGAGCAACGAGAAAGGGGAGACUGCACUGAUGGUGGCCUGCAUCACCAAGCACGUUGACCAGCAGAGCAUUAACAAGGCCAAGAUGGUGAAGUACUUGCUGGACAACAGAGCUGACCCCAACAUCCAGGACAAAUCUGGGAAAACAGCCCUCAUGCACGCCUGCAUCCGCGGCGCAGGGGGGGAUGUGGUGUCCCUGCUGCUGGACAACGGGGCAGACCCCAGCCUGGAGGACCACUCAGGAGCCUCAGCUCUGGUUCAUGCCAUCAACGCCGAUGACAAAGACGUGCUGCAGCACCUCCUGAAUGCCUGCAAAGCCAAGGGGAAGGAGGUGAUCAUUAUCACCAUGGACAAAUCGGCCUCUGGCACCAAGACCGCCAAGCAGUACCUGAACGUUCCCCCCUCGCUGGAGUUCAAGGAGAGGGCUCCCCCCGAGGCGGGCACAGCACCCUCCAGCACCCACCUGAAAGCUCCUGUCUCGGCACCUUCCCCUGCUGAGAAGGAGAGCGGCGGUGGCUUCUGCCCACACCCGUCACACCCCGGGGACAGCCCCUCGGCCAACGAGCCACCCUCCCCGGGACACAGGGCCGGUGCAGCCAGGAGAGCUCGCCUGCCCCAGCUGAAGCGCCUGCGCUCAGAGCCGUGGGGUCUGGUUGCGCCCUCAGUGCUGGCGGCCACUGCACACCACGACGACACGUGGCUCUGCACGAGCAAUGAGCUGAUCACCGGCAUCAGCGACCUCUCACUCUCCAAAACGGCCCCCCCGGACCGCAGUGGCAGCGGCCGGAGCAAGGACCCUUCGCUCUUCCCCCCGGUAGAUGAGCAGGCGCUGCGGACACCACCAGCCCCGGCGCCACUGGCGAGGAAAGCAGCCUAUGAAAAGAGCCAGGCUGUCCACCCGCGCCUGCCGCGGCAGAGCACAGUCCCCGAAGAGCCGGAGAGUGUUGGCACCGGCUUGGCCGUUGCGGUGGAUGCGCUGCACCGGCGGAGGCCAGGCGCCGAGCACUAUGACUGUGACCCCCAGCUCCCCGGGGUCCCCGGCCUGGCUGAGGUGGGGAAGGUGCCGUCGGAGAGGAGGAAGCUCAGCGGGUCCCACCUGGCCUUGCUGGGCAGCUCACGGGAGUCCCUGGACAGCAUCGCUGGCGCAUCGCCCGGGACCACACAGCGCCGAGUGCCUGGCUUGCUGGAGAGGCGAGGCUCUGGGACGCUGCUGCUGGACCACAUCUCCCACAUGAGGCCGGGAUACCUGCCCCCCCUGAACGUGAACCCCAACCCCCCCAUCCCUGACAUCACCUCCAACAGCAAAGCUUCCUCUCCACUUGCUGCUGGCUUGAAGUCCUGGGUACCCAUCGCUCCCAGCUCGCCCCGACGGGGUGACUUGAGAGCCAAGAGGAAGCUUCUCCGGAGACACUCCAUGCAGGCGGAACAGAUGCGUCAGCUUUCUGAUUUUGAGGAAAUAGUGGCCCAGUAGCUGUGUCACCAUUUGCUUCCCAGGGAGGUUACCAAACCAGCACUGGCCCUGCAGUAACAUGACGGUUCCCAUGCAGAGCGGUCACCCAGCUCCAGGGAAGCGCUGGUGGCCACAGGGGUCAGACCUGGGACCAGGGGCUGGACCGGGAAGUCCCUGCUCCCAUUUGUCAGAGCCGUACAGAGAGCCCAGGCAUCCAACCCAAACCGCUGAAGUCUCUUGUGCUCUUCACUUGCUUCUUCACCUUUCCCCAGGAGCAAUCGAUCUCAGACCAUCCGAGACCAUAAGGCUUCACACAAAGGCUCCUGCCUGCAGUUCCCUUCUUCCUCCUUAUUUACCAUCCGCUUUUCUUCCAUCCACUCAUUCUGACACAGAAACCUGCCCAGAGCCCCAUGCCCGUGAGCCGUGGGGCUGGUGUGUUUGUGAAGUGCCUACAGGAAGGAAAGGAGCUGAAGGCUGGCGUGAGGCUGGAAGAGCCGAAACACGCGUCCCCAGCAGCCAAACGUCCUGCUACCCUCCCUGUGCAGGAGAGGGAGACAGUUCUCCACCGCAGAGAUUUCCGAACGCUGUGGAACUCCAGAGGCUGGGCUAAACCCCGUUACCACUGGAGCCCGGCACUUCAAAGGGCCCGGAUUAGGAACGGGCUUGUCUCUGUCUCUGAAGCCGCCGAAGAUCCGGGGCAUUUCCCACUGCACUGAGCAGCUCCGAGCACCGAGUUCCUGGGUGGGGAGCACUCCCGGGCUUGUCUGCACGGGAAACUUCUGCCAACAGCAGGGGAGCAAGGAUGCCAAGUUGCCAAGGAUGGCAAGUGGUGAGUGUCAGGGCUUGGUCCCAGCUUGGGAAGGUGCAAGCACAGCAUGGCAGCCAGGACCCCCUCUGCUCCUGACCCCCCUGCAACAACGGGCCCAUGCAGCACCCACAGCACGUGGCGGCUCCGCAGCAUCCGAGCACCGAGCCCACGCAGCGCUGGCCCCCUCCCACCCCCACCCACGGCUCCCCAGCCCCAGAC
Messenger RNA from Athene cunicularia (burrowing owl), 2956 nucleotides. It is a transcript of the gene ANKRD34C, whose product is annotated as ankyrin repeat domain 34C. The coding region runs from base 370 to 1950 and encodes 526 amino acids. The transcript is spliced from 2 exons. The record is from RefSeq and is a predicted model, not a curated record. Gene Ontology annotation, molecular function: protein binding. NCBI's taxonomy places the organism in Eukaryota, Metazoa, Chordata, Aves, Strigiformes, Strigidae.